This is a messenger RNA of Salvelinus sp. IW2-2015, 966 nucleotides long. NCBI's taxonomy places the organism in Eukaryota, Metazoa, Chordata, Actinopteri, Salmoniformes, Salmonidae. The record is from RefSeq and is a predicted model, not a curated record.
AUGGAACGUGAGUUCUUCAUUCCUGUUUUUCUGUUUACUAUCUGCCACAAGACGGAGGUUGUGAAGAACACUCUAAACCCAGUGUGGCAGGCCAUCGCCAUUCCUGUCAGAGCACUGUGCAACGGAGACUUCGAAAGGACGAUCAAGGCAGAGGUGUACGACUGGGACAGAGAUGGCAGCCAUGACUUCAUCGGUGAAUUCACCACCAGCUACCGAGACCUGUCCCGAGGCCAGAGCCAGUUUAAUGUGUACGAGGUGGUGAAUGCCAAGAAGAAGAUCAAGAAGAAGAGAUACAUCAAUUCUGGGACGGUGACCAUGCUGUCGUUCGCGGUGGAGUCAGAACACACAUUCCUCGACUACAUUAAAGGAGGAACUCAGAUUCACUUCACGGUGGCCAUUGAUUUCACAGCAUCCAAUGGUAACCCGUCCCAGUCCACCUCCCUCCACUACAUGAACCCGUACCAGAUGAAUGCAUACGCCAUGGCCCUGAAGGCUGUAGGGGAGAUCAUUCAGGACUAUGACAGUGACAAGAUGUUCCCUGCUCUGGGCUUCGGAGCAAAGCUGCCCCCCGAUGGACAUGUGUCCCACGAGUUCCCCUUGAAUGGCAACAUAGAGAACCCCUACUGCAACGGAAUGGAGGGAAUUCUAGAAGCAUACCAUCAGAGUCUGAAGACUGUACAGCUCUACGGACCACACAACUUUUCUCCGGUUGUCAACCAUGUGGCAAAGUACGCAGCGGCCGUACAGGACGGCUCUCAGUACUUUGUCCUGCUCAUCAUCACAGACGGAGUCAUAUCAGACAUGGCCCAGACCAAGGAGGCCAUCGUCAAUGCUGCUAAGCUUCCUAUGUCUAUCAUCAUUGUUGGAGUUGGACAUGCUGAGUUUGAUGCCAUGGUGGAGUUGGACGGUGAUGACAUCAGAUCUCCUCGCGAGGGAGCUAGCAGAAAGAGACAUUGUUACAGGUAG